CCAGUGACAUUCUGGAAUGAAAUGGAUAAAUCCGGGCUCCUAGAUGAGCUUGUUGACCUACUGACGCAAUGUCUGUCGGAAAUCAAGAAAGCCGCAAAAAGUGGUGGUCUUUCAUGGGCUGCGCCCGUGCUUACUCGUGUUGUCUCUGUUCUAAAUAUGAGCGAUCGGAUAGCGAAGUGCAUUCAUGCGAAACCAAACGAAAAUGUGUCCACUGAAGCAUUACCAACUACGUGGGCCGCAGUAGAAAACUGCACACAGCCAUGGGAAAUGGAUGAAACUUGGCGAAUUUUCCUGCCGCAGUGCUCCCCUUUCACAAAGAGACCUCGCAUUCAGUAUACCUCCGGCGUCAUCCCUUAUUUAGAGGGUGUCGAUGCUCACACUGGUUUCACCAACGAUACGAACUUCAUGGCCCAGGACGGUCAAGGAAUUCUCGUACCGCCUAAGAUUUCUUAUAUGCGUCCUAGAGAACCUCUCGUUAAUCAAAAGUUUACUUGA
This is a messenger RNA of Cylicostephanus goldi, 495 nucleotides long. Lineage: Eukaryota; Metazoa; Nematoda; Chromadorea; Rhabditida; Strongylidae. The record is from the annotation of a GenBank genome assembly.